AUGGAAAUGAAAACCAAAGAUGCUGACAACACGAAUAAGGCUCUGUGCGAAAUUUUCAAAAUGUGGGGAUGCCCCUUAAUCCUCCAGAGUGACAACGGCCCUCCUUUUCAGAGCGCGAGCUACAUUCAGUUUUGGGAAAACAAAGGAGUCAAAAUUCGUAAGUCGAUUCCUCUAUCGCCCCAAUCAAACGGGGCAGUUGAACGCCAAAACCAAGGCAUAAUAAAGGCGGUGGCGGCUUCAAAACUAGAUGGUACAAACUGGCGACAUGCCUUACAACAGUACGUGCACAACCAUAACACUUUAGUUCCGCAUUCUCGUUUGGGCGUAACACCGUUCGAGCUGCUCGUAGGAUGGAAAUUUCGAGGUAACUUCCCUAGCUUGUGGAAAUCGACGGUUCUCGACUAUGAUCAUAUUAGAGAGAAGGAUGCGGUAGCUAAAUUGAUCAGUAAACAAGACGCAGAUGCAGCUCGCGGAUCUAAAAACUCGGCUAUUCAGGUUGGUGAUACAGUGCUAUUGGCUCAGCAACGAAAGGCGAAAACGGAUCCAACAUUCGGUGCAGAACGUUUCAAAGUAGUGGCCAGAGAUGGAGCGAAGAUCGUCAUCCUAAGCCGCAGCGGUGUGCAGUAUACUCGAAACAUACAGGACUUGAAAAUGGCUCCAGCUGAACAUCUUCUUGAAGAUUCGGACGAUAACGAGGUAACUGAUACGGCAGAACAGUCAAUAUUAGACAUCCCAGUGGAAGUCGCCCAUGAGAAACACUCAGAACUGGAUGCAGCAUUACGUUCUUCAUCGAAGAAUGAAGUUUUUCCACCAAACAGGACUUUGCGAGAUCGAACAAAUGUUAAAAAGCCAAUGCGCUUUGACGACAGAUUCAUUUAUUUGAUAUAUGAUUAG
This is a messenger RNA of Armigeres subalbatus, 894 nucleotides long. RefSeq lists its product as uncharacterized. Lineage: Eukaryota; Metazoa; Arthropoda; Insecta; Diptera; Culicidae. The transcript has a single exon. Bases 1 to 894 code for a protein of 297 amino acids. Gene Ontology annotation, molecular function: nucleic acid binding. Gene Ontology annotation, biological process: DNA integration. The record is from RefSeq and is a predicted model, not a curated record.